Molecule: messenger RNA, 2658 nt
Organism: Conger conger (European conger)
Lineage: Eukaryota; Metazoa; Chordata; Actinopteri; Anguilliformes; Congridae
Product: extracellular calcium-sensing receptor-like
Exons: 7
Coding region: 1-2658 (885 amino acids)
Biological process (GO): G protein-coupled receptor signaling pathway
Cellular component (GO): membrane
Molecular function (GO): G protein-coupled receptor activity
Source: RefSeq, a predicted model, not a curated record
AUGGAACCCUGUGGGACCCUGCUGGAGAGACUAGCUGAGGGAGAGGAGAAAUUGCCAAAGCUGACUGAGAAACUUCUAUCGCUAAGGAUGUGGUGCCUAUCUUACACUUUCUCUGCUAUCUAUCCUGCCAAGCUAAACCCUGCUCCAACCUGUUCUCUGGUAAACAACUUUGAAUCAGAUUUCCAGGCUGAUGGAGACUUCAUGAUCGGAGGGAUUUUCCCCAUGCAUUACCGGGUUGAGCCACCAGACCAAGACUUCUCUUACAAACCAGUUGCUCCACAGUGUUGGGGAUUUGACUCCAGAUCUUUCCGCUGGGCCCAGACCAUGAGGCUGGCUGUUGAGGAAAUCAACCAGAGUCGGAACCUGUUGCCUAACGUCACUCUGGGAUACAAGAUCCAUGACUCCUGCACAACCCCUGUGACAGCUCAGGCAGCAGUUUUGAUGGUUCUGAAUGGACCGGUUGAAGCCCACAACAAAGUCUGUUCUGGAUCCUCUCCGCCUUUAGCUGUGGUUGGAGAAUCUGGGUCUGCACAAUCUAUUGUUCUCUCCAGAAGUCUACAGCCCUUCAGAAUUCCAAUGAUCAGUUAUUUUUCUACAUGUUCCUGUUUGAGUAACAGGAAAGAAUUCCCAACAUUUUUCAGAGUUCUUCCAAAUGAUGACUACCAGGUGAAAGCCAUUGCUCGCCUCUUGCAGAGAUUUGGUUGGAUGUGGGUUGGUGUCAUCCUUGAGGACCAUGACUAUGGAAAAUUUGCUCUACAUGGAUUGAUGAGGGAAAUAGAACACACUGGUGUGUGUUUAGCGUACCAGGAAAUGAUCCCCAAAGUGUACAAUCGUGAGAGAGUACAGGAAAUCCUUAACAUUAUGAAACAGUCCACUGCAAGGGUUGUGGUGGUUUUCACUGGUGAAGGGGAGCUCUAUCCAUUCCUUAGAGAGUACAUGGAUCAGAACAUCACAGGGAUACAAUGGAUUGCCAGUGAAGCCUGGGUAACAGCCUCAUUAUUCACAAGCAGUGAGUUUUACCCAUUUCUAGGAGGUACGAUUGGGUUUGCCAUCCGACAGGGGUGGAUACCAGAUUUGAGAGACUACCUGAUGAGUGUAAACCCAUUGAGGUACCCCAGUAACCCCCUGGUGCAUGAGCUGUGGGGUGCUUUGUACGGUUGCUCUUUCUACCCCUCCAGCAACAGGACCCAAGCUUCCUUGCGGCUGCCCCCCUGUUCAGGGCUGGAGCCCCUGAAGGAGCAGCACUCUGCCUACCUGAACACCUCCAGCCCUCGUGUUUCCUACAAUGUGUACAAAGCUGUGUACGCCAUAGCUCACUCCCUGCACAACCUCAUCAGCUGUAAGCCUGGGAGAGGGCCCUUCCACAACUCCUCAUGUGCUGAUGCCACAAACAUUCAACCAUGGCAGCUCCAGCACUAUCUUCAGGAAGUCUCUUUUCGUAUUUCUGGAGAGGAGGUGAAUUUUGAUGCAAAUGGAGAUGUAGUUCCAUCAUAUGAUGUUAUCAACUGGCAAAGAGGUGCCACUGGAAACAUUGAGUUUGUCAAUGUGGGAAGGUUUGAUGGUGCAAAAGAGGCUGGGAAGGAGCUAUUCAUCCAAGAGGAGGGAAUCCUGUGGGCGGGCCACCAGAGAGAGGUGUUGGUGUCUGUGUGCAGUGAGAGCUGUGCUCCAGGAAGCAGGAAGGCUGUCCGUCGUGGCGAGCCUCUGUGCUGCUUUGAUUGUUCACCAUGUGACAGCGGGAAGAUUAGUAAUAAGACAGAUUCAAUAGAUUGUACAUCUUGUCCUGAGGAUUACUGGUCCAAUGCAGCCAGAACUGAAUGCAUACCCAAAGCGAUUGAGUACCUCUCCCAUGAUGCAAUGGGACUGACCCUGACUGUGAUUGCUGUAGUAGGAGCCUGCCUGACUGUCGCUGUUCUGGGAGUUUUCCUCUACCACAGGAACACUCCGAUUGUCAAAGUCAACAACUCAGAGCUGAGCUUCUUCAUCCUGCUCUCUCUGACUCUGUGCUUCCUGUGUGCACUGGUGUUCAUCGGAGAGCCUACAUCAUGGUCCUGCAUGCUGCGCCAUACUGCCUUCAGCAUUACUUUCUCAAUCUGCAUCUCCUGUAUCCUGGGGAAGACUCUGGUGGUGCUGGCUGCCUUUACAGCCACCAGGCCUGGAAACAACAUCAUGAAAUGGCUGGGGCCCAAACAGCAGAGAUUUAUCAUAUCUGUCUGUACCUUCAUACAAGUGAUAAUCUGUGCAGUGUGGCUGAUCACUGCUCCUCCUUUCCCAAAUAAAAACACCCAGUACCAGAGGUCCAGAAUAAUCCUGGAGUGUAGUGUAGGUUCCGAACAGGCCUUCUGGUGUGUUCUGGGAUACAUUGGGUUCCUGGCUGCUCUGUGCUUCAUUCUGGCUUUUCUGGCCAGGAAGCUGCCAGGUAAUUUUAACGAGGCCAAAUACAUCACCUUCAGCAUGCUGAUCUUCUGUGCAGUGUGGCUCGCCUUUAUACCAGCUUAUGUCAGCUCACCUGGAAAGUUCACUGUAGCUGUGGAGAUAUUUGCAAUUCUAGCAUCAAGUUUUGGGUUACUGCUGUGCUUAUUUGCUCCAAAAUGUUACAUAAUUUUACUGAAACCUGAGAAAAACACUAAAAGGCAUUUAAUGGGAAGGUUAACGAACUAA